Messenger RNA from Macaca mulatta (Rhesus monkey), 1952 nucleotides. RefSeq names its product STIP1 homology and U-box containing protein 1 (gene STUB1). Gene Ontology annotation, cellular component: Z disc; cytoplasm. Lineage: Eukaryota; Metazoa; Chordata; Mammalia; Primates; Cercopithecidae. Gene Ontology annotation, biological process: protein polyubiquitination; cellular response to misfolded protein; positive regulation of proteolysis. Gene Ontology annotation, molecular function: protein-folding chaperone binding; ubiquitin protein ligase activity. The record is from RefSeq and is marked provisional.
GGGCCGCCAGGCGCGGAGCUUGGGAGCGCAGCCCAGGCCGUGCCGCGCGGCGCCAUGAAGGGCAAGGAGGAGAAGGAGGGCGGCGCGCGGCUGGGCGCUGGCGGCGGAAGCCCCGAGAAGAGCCCGAGUGCGCAGGAGCUCAAGGAGCAGGGCAACCGUCUGUUCGUGGGCCGAAAGUACCCGGAGGCGGCGGCCUGCUACGGCCGCGCGAUCACCCGGAACCCGCUGGUGGCCGUAUAUUACACCAACCGUGCCCUGUGCUACCUGAAGAUGCAGCAGCACGAGCAGGCCCUGGCCGACUGCCGGCGCGCCCUGGAACUGGACGGGCAGUCUGUGAAGGCGCACUUCUUCCUGGGGCAGUGCCAGCUGGAGAUGGAGAGCUAUGAUGAGGCCAUCGCCAAUCUGCAGCGAGCUUACAGCCUGGCCAAGGAGCAGCGGCUGAACUUCGGGGACGACAUCCCCAGCGCUCUUCGAAUCGCGAAGAAGAAGCGCUGGAAUAGCAUCGAGGAGCGGCGCAUCCACCAGGAGAGCGAGCUGCACUCCUACCUCUCCAGGCUCAUUGCCGCGGAGCGUGAGAGGGAGCUGGAAGAGUGCCAGCGGAACCACGAGGGUGAUGAGGACGACAGCCACGUCCGGGCCCAGCAGGCCUGCAUUGAGGCUAAGCAUGACAAGUACAUGGCAGACAUGGACGAGCUCUUCUCUCAGGUGGACGAGAAGAGGAAGAAGCGUGACAUCCCCGACUACCUGUGUGGUAAGAUCAGCUUUGAGCUGAUGCGGGAGCCGUGCAUCACGCCCAGUGGCAUCACCUACGACCGCAAGGACAUCGAGGAGCACCUGCAGCGCGUGGGUCAUUUUGACCCCGUGACCCGGAGCCCCCUGACCCAGGAACAGCUCAUCCCCAACCUGGCCAUGAAGGAAGUCAUUGACGCAUUCAUCUCUGAGAAUGGCUGGGUGGAGGACUACUGAGAUACCUUGCCCUGCCCAGCAUCCUGGUCCAGGAGAGCCCUGGGCGGAAGCCCUCCACCCCUGUACAUAGUUUGUGUUGCUGGCCACCCUGGCCCCUUCCAAGUUCAAGUUCUGCUGUUGGGCUCUGGACUAUUCCCCCUCUCAGCAUAGCUCUUGCUGGGCCGUGAUUGUCCCCCUUUGUGGGCUGGAAAAGCAGGUGAGGGUGGGCUGGGCUGAAGCCACUGCCGCCACUGUCUGUGUAAUAAAAUCCAUGAGCACGAGAUGGGACGUGCUGGUGUGUGGCAGGCAUGCCUGCCAGCUGCUUUGGCUAGCCGAGGAAGGUGGAGAUGAAGACGCUGGUGUCAAGGUUGAGUGUGGCAUGCCACCAGCGGUCAGGGAAGUACAGGACCUCACCAGCCCGGAUGGUACACUCCAGGGGCCGUGCAGACGGUGGCAGGGCUGAAUAUGUGUCCCGGAGCCAGGCCAGCGUGGUCUUGUUGGGGUGGAACUCUGGUGUCUUCUCAGGUGGGUAGAGGAACCAGCGCUUACGGCCGUAGAUCACCUCCGAGUACCCGGGCCCAUGCCAGUGGAAGGGCACCCCCGAGCCAGCUCCUGCGAUUCCAAAGCUGUAAGCUGGAGCGGUUCCCAGCAGGCCAAAUGGGGGUGGGGAGUAGUGCCGAAAGAGAGAGGCCCACUCGGUGAAGUUGUUGUCCCCGAAGAAGUACAGGGUGUCAUUGCCCAGGGAGGUGGGGUCCUGGGGGUGCAGCAGCUGCUCCACAUACUCCUGGAACGGCAAGUCCACUUUCUGGUAGGAGUAGGUGUUGGCGGUACUCAGGCGGACCACUCUGUCCCCAAACGAGGCCAGCAGCCUUUCGCGGGAGCACAGGGCCCGGAACCUCGAGUUGUCCGUGAGUCCCUGCAGGAUAACGGGCCUGACGAAGGCGUACUGCUGCACGAACUCGGCGUAGGUGAGGUCGGCCCGACGCUCCACCGUGCAGCGCUCCUCC